AGACUCCUGACAGAGAGGAGGAGGAAGAGGAGGCAAAGGGAAGAAGGUGAAGGAGGAGAGUCCUGAUAGAGAUGAGAAGGAAGAGGAGGCAAUAGGGAGGAGAGUCCUGACAGAGAGGAGGAGGAGGGAGAGGAGGCAAAAGGAAGAAGCGUCCUGACAGAGAGGAGGAAGAGGAGGCAAAGGGAAGAAGGAGAAGGAGGAGAGUCUUGACAGAGAGGAGGAGGGAGAGGGGGCAAAUGGAAGAAGAAGGAGGAGGAGAGUCCUGACAGAGAGGAGGAGGCGGCAAAGAGGAGGAGAAGAGUCAGAGCUUCUUUCCUUCCCGGGUUUUUAGAGGAGGAGGAGGAAGGAGGCGGCGGCAAAGAGGGAAAAGGAGGUCAGGAAAAGAAGGAGGAGGUGCCAGUGACCAAAGCGUGGCCUUCGAGACGGGGAAGGAGUAGGGAAAUCCCCAGGAACACGAGGAGAAGGAGAGAGAGAGUGGGUGAGUGAGCGAGCCUCCUCCUCCUCCUCCUCCUGCUGUUCCGCGUCAUGUCCCCAUUGUGAGGCGGCCUUCUCGCGUGGGAGGAGGAAAGAAGGAAGUGCGGGAGCGAACUCUCUCUCGUGUCAGGCUGCUUCACACACACUAGGAAGGGCCUUCUUCUUCACUCAGGCGGACAAGGAACCUGAACGCCUUCCCUUCUCUUCUCUAGCGAUGCCGCUGCUUCACCGAAAGCCCUUCGUGAGGGAGAAGCCGCCCGCGGAUUUGGCACCCGGCGAGCACGUCUUCCACUGCAGGGUCACCAACGAAGUCUUCCGGGAUUACGAUGACUUCUUUGAACGAACCAUUCUGUGUAACAGCCUUGUAUGGAGCUGUGCUGUUACAGGUAAACCAGGACUCACCUAUCAAGAAGCACUAGAAUCAGAAAAGAAAGCCAGACAAAAUCUCCAAAACUUUCCAGCUCCACUUAUUGUUCCAGUCCUGUACUUAGUUACCCGUACUCAAUCUGCACGACUUCAUGAAGUAUGUGAUGACAUCUUUGCUUAUGUUGAGGACCGUUAUUUUGUUGGUGAAAUUGUUGAAGUGCUUCGGAAUAAUGGUGAAAGAUUGCAGUGCAAAAUUUUGGAAGUUAAAGCACCAUUAUGUCAGAAUGGUAUGACGAAUGGUCAUGCCAACGGUACAGAUGGAGUCACCAUAGUAAUUAGUGACAGUGAUGAUUCAGACUCAGAGACCAAUUCUGCACAAAAUGGGAAGGAAAAAGCCAUAAUUGAUCCCUCUUUAUUCAAAUACAAAGUGAAGCCUAUUAAAAAACAACUGUAUGAAUCUGUUACAGUGAAAGCAUUUCAGAUAUGCCGGAGAAAACAUCUUUUUUCUCGUGAAAGGCUUAAGCUUUUUUUGAAGCAACACUGUGAAUUGCGUGAUGGCAUUGUCAAAAUUAAGGCAGUGUCAUUUGCAAAAUACAAGAUAGGAGAAAAGACUUUUUCCUACAUCUUCCCUGAUGAUCCUCCCACUUUUAUCUCCAGUACUUCAAACAGGCGGCGAAGGAGGCCUCCAAAUAUGGUAUUAGAUGUUGAGGAUACAGUUCCAGAAGAACAGCUUAGUCCUAGAAACGUAAGCAGUGCAGCAAAGGAAAGGGCAAGAUUCCAAAAAGAAAAAGAAGAAAUGAGGGCCAUGGAAAAAUUAAAAAAGGAGAAGGCAAAUGUGGUAGAAUCCAAGAAAAAAGAAGAUAAGGAUAAAAGAAAAGAAGAACUAAAGAAGAUUGUGGAAGAAGGGAAGUUAAAGAAGAAGGAAGAGAGGGAACGACUCAAAUUAGAAAAAGAAAAGGAGAGGGAGAAAUUGCGAGAAGAAAAAAGGAAAUACCUAGAACAUCUGAAGCAAUGGAAUAAGCGUAGGGAAGACAUGGAAUGUGAUGACCUCAAGGAACUUCCACUUCCAACUCCAGUGAAAACCAGACUACCUCCUGAGAUCUUUGGUGAUGCAGUCAUGGUCUUGGAGUUCCUCCAUGCCUUUGGGGAACUCUUUGAUCUUCAGGAUGAGUUUCCUGAUGGAGUUUCUUUAGAAGUUUUAGAAGAAGCUCUUGUAGGAAAUGACAGCGAAGGCCCACUAUGUGAAUUGUUGUUCUUCUUUCUGACUGCCAUUUUUCAAGCAAUGACUGAAGAAGAAGAAGAAGUGGCCAAAGACCAAAUUGUUGAUGCUGAAACCAAAGAUUUAACCGAGGCUUUGGAUGAAGAUGCAGACCCCACAAAAUCUGCACUAUCUGCAGUUGCAACUUUGGCAGCUGCCUGGCCCCAGUUACAUCAGGGUUGCAAUUUAAAAAACUUGGAUCUUGAUAGCUGCACCCUUUCUGAGAUCCUCAGACUUCAUAUCCUAGCAUCUGGUGCAGAUGUAACAUCUGCCAAUGCAAAAUACCGUUACCAGAAGCGAGGAGGAUUUGAUGCCACAGAUGAUGCUUGCAUGGAGCUAAGACAGAGUAAUCCUGGGUUGUUGAAGAAACUCUCAUCUACCUCAGUAUAUGAUUUAUCAUCGGGGGAAAAGAUGAAGAUUCUUCAUGCUCUCUGUGGAAAGCUUCUGACUCUUGUUUCUACUCGAGACUUCAUUGAGGACUCUGUUGAAGUCCUGAGACAAGCAAAACAGGAAUUCAGAGAGUUAAAAGCAGAACAGCAUCGCAAAGUAAAAGAAGCUGCAGCAGCAAGAAUCCGCAAGAAAAAAGAAGAGAGAUUAAAAGGAAGAGAACAAAAAAUGAAAGAGAAACAGGAGAAACUGAAAGAAGAGCAGAGAAUUCCUUCAGUUGAAGUGACUAUUGGGGAGGAGGAACAGGAAGAGCUUGAUACAAGUACAGAGAGCAAAGAUGUUGAAACAAAGGAACAAGAUCUUGAUGCUGUAACAGAUGAUGAGGAAGAUUUAGUACCAAACAAAAAGAAAAGAGGAAGAAGAGGACAAAAUGGUUUUAAAGAUCUUGCAAGGCAAAUAGAGACUACAAGUGAAAAAUGUGAGCCUCUUACUCCAGAGGAGGAAGAAGUUUUAAGACAGGAGCAGCUCACCAAAGAAAGUGAACUUAUGGAAAAGAUCCAGAAAGCCACAGUCUGUACCAAUAUCUCUCCUUUGGGCCGUGAUCGCCUCUACCGGCGGUACUGGCUUUUCCCAUCUGUUCCAGGAUUAUUUGUGGAAGAAGACUAUUCUGGUUUAACAGAAGAUAUGCUGCUGCCCCGGCCACCUUCAUUUCAAGAUAAUAUACAGGGUCAUAUUACAUCUCAGUUAACCACUAAAAGUACAGAAUCUUUAAAGAUAGAAUCUACCUCUAAUGCUCACAAAGAUUUGAAUGGUAGUGCCAGGAUAUCUGUGUCACAGCUGAAACAUAAACCAAACCGAUGGUGCUUUUACAGUUCUCGGGAACAAUUGGAUCAGCUUCUUGUUUCUCUCAAUUCCCGAGGAUACAGGGAAAGUGCCUUAAAGGAAGUUCUUUUGCAUGAAAAAAACAAAAUAUAUGAAAAACUGGAGAAUUUUCCUGUUGAAAAAUUCCAUAUUUCAGAGAAACCCCAUAAUGAAGCUAAGCUGCUUCCAGGACGGGGGAAAACACAAAAUACAUAUGAUGUCAUUCUAAUGUCUGCAGAAAAGCAACUUGAAUUGAGGCUCAGAGAUUUUCUUUUGGACAUUGAAGACAGAAUCUUCCAAGGAACAUUAGGCUCAGUUAAGGUAACAGACAGGAAUACUUGGAGAAUAGCAUUAGAAAACGGGCAGUAUGAGUUACUAAAUGGGGGAAUCAAAGAAAAUGGUAUCACAAAAUCUGAGACUGAAGAUGCUGAAGAGAUGGAAAUAGAUGAUCAAGUAAAGAUUUUGAUAAAAGACAGAUUGAUUGGAUUAAAACCAGAACCACAAAGCACUGCUUCAACUAAUACAAGCACUCCACAGCCUGUGAAUAAUGCUGUCCAUUACUUAGCAUUGGCACUGCUGCAAAUACAGCAAGGCGUUGAACGCAAGUUCCUCAAAGCGCCACUUGGUGAUGCAGAAGAAAAUAAAAGAGAUCACAAAGGAGACAAAAGGAAAAAGAGAGAAGAAGAUCAAUCCAGUCAGAAAGAUGAUGCCAUUGAUGGUGGCCGCUCACACAAAACAAUAUUGGACCGCUGGAAGGAAUCAUUGCUUUCUUCUGCUAGCCUGUCUCAAGUCUUUCUUCACCUCUCAACACUGGAACGAAGUAUAAUCUGGUCUAAAUCCAUUUUAAAUGCUCGUUGCAAAAUGUGCAGAAAGAAAGGAGACGCUGAAAGCAUGGUGCUGUGUGAUGACUGUGAUCGAGGCUAUCAUAUAUACUGUAUAAGACCAAAACUCAAGGUUGUUCCUGACGGAGACUGGUUUUGUCCAGAAUGUCGACCAAGGCAACGUUCUAGGCAUCUUUCAUCUCGUCAAAGGCCUUCUGUAGAAAGUGAUGAAGAGGCAGAAGAACAAAUGGAAGAUGAGAACAAUGACGCUAGUUAUGAGGAAACUGGACAAAGUGAGGAAGAUGAUUCUGAAGAAGAAGAUGAUGGUGAUGGUUCUGAUUCUCAAGAAGAGGACGAGAAAAGCUUAUCCAAAUUAGGAAAACCUCAGGUAAAGCUUUCUCUAAAAACAAGAGCUUCAAAACUUUCUACCGUCAUCUCAAGACAAUGCAGCCAGCAACAAGUUAAUAGAAGAUACAGUUCUAGGAGUCAGCAGAAUACACCUAAAUCAGCUGGAUCUUCCUACAAAAGUACUGGGAGAGCCCAAAGGAAAACAAAGUCUGCUCCUCCAUCAGUAACAAAAUCAACAAGACUUAACAGCCGUUCUACUCGUCACAAUUGUGGUUUGCUACAAGCAGAUGCAUUUAUAGAGCUAACCAAUCCACUAAGACAACGCAGAGGGAGGAAGACCGCAGAUAAUACUCCUGCUAGCAGUCCUUCGAGUUCUCUUGGCUUCAGAACUGUUGACUCUGUGGAUUCAAAUGAAAAGAAAAGCUCUCCAGUUUCUAUAGUACAAAAUUCUCUUCAGGAUUCAGAGUCCAAAAAGAGGGGUAGGAAACGACAAUGUACAGAAUCUUCUCAAGUGUCAUUGAAUAGGAGAAGUUCAGGGCGUCAGAGUGGAGUACAUGAAUUGUCUGCUUUUGAGCAACUUGUUGUGGAACUAGUACGUCAUGAUGACAGCUGGCCUUUUAUGAAGCUAGUUUCCAAAAUCCAGGUGCCAGACUAUUAUGAUAUCAUCAAAAAACCUAUUGCCUUAAACAUAAUCCGUGAAAAAGUGAACAAAUGUGAAUACAACCUAGCCUCGGAGUUCAUUGAAGACGUUGAGCUGAUGUUUUCGAACUGCUUUGAGUAUAAUCCACGUAAUACAAGUGAAGCAAAGGCUGGAACAAGACUGCAGGCGUUUUUUCAUACUCAGGCUCAAAAGCUUGGACUUCCAGUUCCAUCUGUUUAUAUGGACCAUUCUGCUCCAGCAACCAAGAGAUCACGUAUCUAACCUCUUCCUUCAAAAGGACUUUAGAGGAAUCCUUUUCAUUUUCAUGGAAAAUGGACACUGAAAUCAUGCAGCUAUACAAAGCAAUAACAUCUGCCACAUCUUGGAAAUGUGGCCUGCACUAUGCUCUCAGUUUGUUAUGCACUCAGGAGAAUGUAGGAAAGAUUAUCUUUGCUACAGUUUUGUUCAUUGUCUAAUACCUUUGAUAGAUAGGUAUUGAAUAACAGUACUGGGUUACAGUAGCUUUUGUAUUUUUAAAACCAAUUUUUUAUGUCCAAAAGCCUUCCAAAAUAUUUUUUCAGUACCAGGCAAUAUUGCUAUAUUCUUUAGAUUUUGUAGGGUGUACGGCAUUGUUUUCUGAAGGUUUAUCUUCAUCACAAUGGACAAAUUAAAAAUCUGAAGUCACUUGACUAAAGUUUGUGACACUACGUGAAAGAGUGUAAUUUCAUAUUCUUUAAAUUACUGUGCCAGUGCUAAUUGGAAAGACUCAGUCUUAUUUUAUUACGUUGAUAUUUAUUGAGCAUUCAAAUAAUUUGUGACCUUGUCUUUUUGUAUUUAUAAAAAAAUUACUUUGAGGAUAUAAAAAUCCUUAACAUUCUGUUUUCUUUGUGUUUUGUACUUCAAAUGAUCAAUUAAUUGUCCUCUUUCUACAGGACAGUUCUUCCAGCACUAUAUGUUUAUACAGUUUUGUGAGUAAAAUAAAAAUAAAAAAUACUUUCUUUUCUGUCAGUACUGGUUGCACUGUUUUUGGCUGAAGUUGAGAAUGGACGCAAGGAUUUGUUACUACUGCCAAGAUACAGCAAUAACAUCUCUUAAAUGUGUAUUGUAUUAAUGUUUACCAGUGUUUCACUGUGGAUUGUCCCAGUGCUUGUGUCCAUACUAUUUGCUCCUGCAAAUGUCUUGGGAAUAGUUGCCCUAAUUUAUUUAUUUUCUAAAAUAUUAUCAUAUUUCGGGGAGUGGGGUGUUUUUCAGAAAUGCCUUGAUGACAUUUUGUACAUUCCUAAUAAUUCCUAAAUGUCAGAUUAUUAGUCAACAAUAAAAUUACUUUUGCCUAAA
Anolis sagrei ordinatus is the source of this 6490-nucleotide messenger RNA. RefSeq names its product bromodomain adjacent to zinc finger domain 1A (gene BAZ1A). Gene Ontology annotation, molecular function: DNA binding; protein binding. NCBI's taxonomy places the organism in Eukaryota, Metazoa, Chordata, Lepidosauria, Squamata, Anolidae. The record is from RefSeq and is a predicted model, not a curated record. Gene Ontology annotation, cellular component: nuclear chromosome; CHRAC. Gene Ontology annotation, biological process: chromatin remodeling; regulation of heterochromatin formation; positive regulation of DNA replication.